Ostertagia ostertagi is the source of this 2574-nucleotide messenger RNA. The record is from the annotation of a GenBank genome assembly. Lineage: Eukaryota; Metazoa; Nematoda; Chromadorea; Rhabditida; Trichostrongylidae.
AUGUCAGAGGCGGAGCAGCUGGACCAGAGCGGAGGAGCUCCUGAUGCCGAGAUCGAAGAGGAGGCCAUUUUCAUCAAGAAGGAGAUCACCGUCGAUAUGGAACAACUAGCUAACGGUGAACCACCGCAACAAGGGAUCUUAGUGGUAUCUCGCAACGAGUUUGCAGAGCACAGUUCAUAUGGGGACAUAUUGUUCAGCAGAUUCGGCAAGAUUUAUGAUGUGUGGGUUCCGGACAUCACCGGUACAGAAAAUGUCGAUCCAAUGACAACAAGCAUGGACGGUAUUGAGGAACUGCCUGCAAAUGAAGAAGCACAGGAGUACGAAGAUGCUAUCAUGGAAGAAAACGAGGACGAGAAGCAGGAGAGUGAAGCUCAUGACGAACAUCAGGAAUCAGCAGAGCCGCCCACUGAUGAUCACGACCAUGAUGACAGCAGAAGCUCCAAGUAUCGAUCUGCAUAUUACGAUAUUCCUCAGCUAAACGAUGACAUAAUUCCCCACCUUGCCGAGGACGGAACAGAACAGGAAGCAGCAGACAGCGAAGCAGCCGCAGCCUCGGAGACGGAUGCUGCAGCUGCUCCAGCUGAUGAAACACAACCAGCUGACGAGCCCGUAGUAGAAGAGGUGCCAGCUGAAAAUGAGGCUCCCGUGGCUGAGGCAUCGGUCGACGUUGAAGCUUCAGCUGAACCUCCCGUAGCGGAGGCCCAGGUUGAGACUGAAGAAAAAGCAGAUGAGGGCAAGGUGGAAGAAACUCCCCAAGCAGAAGAACAGAUGGCUCCUCCUGGAGGAACACCUGUUCCUGCUGAUGCUGAAAAGGAGUUCGAAUUGCAAGCACCACCAGAAGGCAAGCGUCCACGUACCCCCAACGAUCUCGACAACCCUCCUGAGGCAGUAGAGGAGCCUGUAGAAGAAGCUCCGAAAGACGUAGAAGAGCCACCGAAAGAAGAGGAGGAACCACCGAAAGAGGUCGAGGAAGCUCCCAAAGAAGAAGCAGAACCACAAAAGGAAGUGGAAGAGGAGGUUGUUGAGAAGACCGAAGCCGCCCCACAGGAAGCUGCACCAGCUACGCCUGCUGCUUCAGAAAAGGUUGAGUCUGUUCCGCAGACACCGAAAUCGGCCACAGGCUCAGUACCACCAACGCCAAAAUCGGCAGCAAAGGAGGCAUCUGCCACUCCAGUGGGGUCUGUGCCUCCAACGCCGCAGACGGCCACAGAAGAGGCGUUCGGAACACCGCAAGGCUCAGUGCCAGCGACGCCAAAGACAGAUGAGAAGUUCGGAACUCCUGCGGGAUCUGCGCCAGCUACUCCCAAAGAUUCCGCAGGAACACCAAAAAUGGCAAAUGGUGCUAUUCCAAAUGGUAGCAUCCCUGGAACUCCGGCCACUAAGGUUGAAACCCCAAAGGUGUCGACACCCAAAGGAACUGGAACCCCGAAAGCUACCGGAACACCGAAGAGCAACGUCGCCUUCAACUUUGAAGAGACUCCGGCGACCCCUAAGGAAACCGAAGCGCCGUCUACACCUGCAAAAUCAGUUAAAUCGCCAAGAACGCCUCGCACGCCGAAAACACCAAAAACACCGAAAUCGGCGAAGUCACUAGCUGCAGACGAGCCGGAGCCACCAAAGGAAGAGCAUGAGCCUGAGCCAGCCCCGGCACCGGUGGAGACAGAAUCCGCAGAGGCGGAGCCUACAGAGGCCGAACCUGCGGAGGCGGAGUCUAAGGAGGCCGAGCCGGCAGAAGCUGAGCAUGAAGAGGCCAAGCCUGAAGAAGCUGCUGAGGCGGAAGCGGCCGAGGAAAUGCAUGAAGAGCCACAAGCCGAGCCAGCUGAGGAUGUCCAUGAUGAAGAACCCACAAAGGAAGCGGAGGAAGAAAUUCCACCACCGACUAAAGUUGAAGAGGUUGCUGCUGCACCAACCAGACGAUCUCCAAGUCCUCCUCCCGUUCGUCAGCGAGCAGCAUCACCCUCCCCACCACGUCGUGCUCGCCCAUCGUCGCCGUCGCCUGAACGACGUCCAGCUCGUGAGCACGUCAGCUACGACCAGGAUUCCCAUCGCCAUGUUCCUCCUCCACGAAUCCCCACUGCAACAUCAUUUUCGUCGUGGAGCCCCCCUGAAAAAUCGUCCUACACUGCUAUUAGUCCCUUUGUAACGAAUCCCAACAAGUAUCGCAAUGAGUACACUGCCGACUGUAACUACCGCCCUAAAAGCUCCUACUUGAGCCAUUUUGAUGACAUCGUCAGCACAGGAGCUUUUUCAUCUGCUCUUUACUCAACUACAAGACUGAUCGAACGAUCACGUAGCCGCACACGUGAACGUCGACAAGCAAUGCGCUCACAGAGAUCCAUGUCCAACUACUACAGGUACACGUCGCAGUAUCCAGCUCCAACUCGUGCUCGUGAGUACUCAACGCCGCCGUCGCGUGAAUACAGCAGACCACCGUCGCGAGCUGGAUCGUUCAUCUCAUUUAUGGAGUACUCCGGAUCAAAGAAUGGGGAACUCUCCCGUAAUGCCUCUCGUUCUUCCAUCUACGAUUCUGCUCUUUCCCGUAGCAGGUACUGUCUGGAGUUGUACAAGCCUUAA